This is a messenger RNA of Balearica regulorum gibbericeps (East African grey crowned-crane), 1597 nucleotides long. NCBI's taxonomy places the organism in Eukaryota, Metazoa, Chordata, Aves, Gruiformes, Gruidae. The record is from RefSeq and is a predicted model, not a curated record.
GCCAAGGCCGAGCUCCAGCGGUCGCUCUCCAAGGCCAACUCCGAGGUGGCGCAGUGGAGGACCAAGUACGAGACGGACGCCAUCCAACGCACCGAGGAGCUGGAGGAGGCCAAGAAGAAGCUGGCCCAGAGGCUGCAGGAGGCCGAGGAGGCGGUGGAGGCGGUCAACGCCAAGUGCUCCUCCCUGGAGAAGACCAAGCACCGGCUGCAGAACGAGAUCGAGGACCUCAUGGCUGACCUGGAGCGGUCAAACGCGGCUGCCGCCGCCCUGGACAAGAAGCAGAGGAACUUCGACAAGAUCUUGUCCGAGUGGAAGCAGAAGUUCGAGGAGUCGCAGACGGAGCUGGAGGCGUCGCAGAAGGAGGCCAGGUCCCUCAGCACCGAGCUCUUCAAGCUGAAGAACGCCUACGAGGAGUCGCUGGAGCACCUGGAGACCUUCAAGAGGGAGAACAAGAACCUCCAAGAGGAGAUCUCGGACCUCACCGAGCAGCUGGGCGCCGGCCACAAGACCAUCCACGAGCUGGAGAAGGUGCGGAAGCAGCUGGACGCCGAGAAGCUGGAGCUUCAAGCCGCUCUGGAGGGGGGCGGGGGGAGGCGGGCCCAGGCCUCUCUGGAGCACGAGGAGGGGAAGAUCUUGAGGGCCCAGCUGGAGUUCAACCAGGUCAAGGCCGACUACGAGCGCAAGCUGGCCGAGAAGGACGAGGAGAUGGAGCAGGCCAAGCGCAACCACCUGCGGGUGGUGGACUCGCUGCAGACCUCGCUGGACGCCGAGACCCGGAGCCGCAACGAGGCCCUGAGGCUGAAGAAGAAGAUGGAGGGCGACCUCAACGAGAUGGAGAUCCAGCUCGGCCACGCCAACCGCGAGGCCGCCGAGGCCCAGAACGACGCGGUGCGGGUCAACGAGGACCUGAAGGAGAACAUCGCCAUCGUGGAGCGGAGGAACAACCUCCUGCAGGCGGAGCUGGAGGAGCUGCGGGCGGUGGUGGAGCAGACCGAGAGGGCCCGCAAGUUGGCCGAGCAGGAACUGAUCGAGGCCAGCGAGAGGGUCCAGCUCCUCCACUCGCAGAACACCAGCCUCAUCAACCAGAAGAAGAAGAUGGAAGCGGACGUCUCCCAGCUGCAGACGGAGGUGGAAGAGGCCAUCCAGGAGUGCAGGAACGCCGAGGAGAAGGCCAAGAAGGCCAUCACCGACGCGGCCAUGAUGGCGGAGGAGCUGAAGAAGGAGCAGGACACCAGCGCCCACCUGGAGCGGAUGAAGAAGAACAUGGAGCAGACCAUCAAGGACCUGCAGCUGCGGUUGGACGAGGCCGAGCAGUUGGCCCUCAAGGGGGGUAAGAAGCAGCUGCAGAAGCUGGAGGCCCGCGUGAAGGAGCUGGAGAACGAGCUGGAGGCCGAGCAGAAGCGCAACGCCGAGAGCGUCAAGGGCCUCCGCAAGUCCGAGCGGCGCGUCAAGGAGCUCAGCUACCAGACGGAGGAGGACCGCAAGAACCUGCUGCGGCUCCAGGACCUGGUGGACAAGCUCCAGCUGAAGGUCAAGGCCUACAAGCGCCAGGCCGAGGAGGCGGUGAGCGAUUGGGCGACGCCGGAUGAUGCCGCGG